Molecule: messenger RNA, 1716 nt
Organism: Penicillium macrosclerotiorum
Lineage: Eukaryota; Fungi; Ascomycota; Eurotiomycetes; Eurotiales; Aspergillaceae
Product: splicing factor u2af large subunit
Exons: 3
Coding region: 1-1716 (571 amino acids)
Biological process (GO): mRNA processing
Cellular component (GO): U2-type prespliceosome; U2AF complex; nuclear speck
Molecular function (GO): poly-pyrimidine tract binding; pre-mRNA 3'-splice site binding
Source: RefSeq, a predicted model, not a curated record
AUGAUUUCAGACUCUGGACGUUCGCGUGAUCACUACCGCGACGAGCGACGUGAUCGCGAUCGGGGUGAGAGGGGUGGCGAUCGACCUGAAAGAGGAGAGCGACGCCGGUCUCGCUCACCUCACUACGGCUCACGGGGCUCGCGCCGCGAACAGGAGCCCAAUUCCUACUCCUCGAGCCGAGAUUACCGCGCUCGCGAGCGUGAGGAUCGCUACUCCAGUCGUCGGGACGACCGCGAAUGGGACCGAGACCGUGGAGAUCGUGGAGACCGGGGUGAGCGUGCUGGAGGGGAGCGUGCUGGAGGGGAGCGCGCUGGAGGGGAGCGCGCUGGAGGGGACCGUGGUGAUCGCCGUCGCCGAGACUUUGAUGACAGACCACGACGGGACCUCUUCGACGAGAGACCUCGACGUGGCGGCCGCGAUGAUCGUCGGGAACGCGACAACGAGCGUGCUGCAGGUGGUGGCGAUAGAAGAGAUCGAGCCAAGCGGAGCGCUUCUCCCCCGCGGAAGAAGGAGCCUACCCCAGAUUUGACCGAUGUUCCGUCGGUAUUGGAACGCAAGCGUCGCCUCACACAAUGGGACAUUAAGCCUCCGGGAUACGAGAAUGUGACUGCUGAGCAGGCCAAGCUUUCGGGCAUGUUUCCUCUGCCGGGAGCUCCCCGCCAGCAGCCAAUGGAUCCCAGCCGUCUGCAGGCUUUCAUGAACCAGCCUGCUGGCUCGACUGAGAACACUGCCCUCAAGCCAUCCAACUCUCGUCAAUCAAAGCGUCUCUUUGCAUACAACGUUCCCCCGGGCGCGACUGGGGAUAAUAUUAUGUCAUUCUUCAAUCUCCAGCUGAAUGGCCUCAAUGUCAUUCACAGCGUCGACCCCUGCAUUUCCGCCCAGCUUUCUGAAGACCAGACGUUUGCCCUUUUGGAAUUCAAGUCACCAAAUGAUGCGACGGUUGCCCUGGCUUUUGACGGUAUCACCAUGGCAGAUAGUGGGGACAAGGGACUGGAGAUCCGACGACCUAAGGAUUACAUUGUUCCCAACGGAAGCGCUGAUCAGGAGUACCAGGAAGGCGUGCUCCUAAACGAGGUGCCGGAUUCACCGAACAAGAUUUGCGUCUCCAACAUUCCAGCUUAUAUUCCGGAGGAGCCUGUGACAAUGCUGCUCAAGUCCUUCGGCGAACUAAAAUCGUUUGUUUUGGUCAAGGAUGCAUCGACCGAGGAGUCCCGGGGUAUCGCCUUCUGCGAGUAUGCUGAUCCCAACGCCACGCCCAUCGCCGUCGAAGGCCUCAAUGGUAUGGAAUUGGGUGAUCGCCACCUUAAGGUAUCCCGUGCCAGUAUUGGAACUACCCAAGCUGCUGGUCUGGACAUGGGUGUCAAUGCCAUGUCGAUGUUCGCCAAAACUACCUCUCAGGAUAUGGAGGCUGGUCGUGUGUUGCAGCUUCUGAACAUGGUGACCGUGGAUGAGCUACUUGAUAACGAUGACUACGAGGAGAUUUGUGAGGAUGUGUCCGAGGAAUGCGCCAAGUUUGGACAGGUCCUGAGCUUGAAGAUUCCUCGCCCCUCCAGCAGCAGCCGUCAGUCGCCUGGUGUCGGCAAGAUCUACGUCAAAUUCAUCGAUGAGCAGUCCGCCACUAGUGCUCUCAAAGCGCUCGCCGGCCGCAAAUUCUCGGACCGCACUGUUGUGGUCUCCUACUUCGGAGAGGAGAACUUUGACGUGGAUGCUUGGUAA